UCUACCUCCCUAGAGAGAGAAGGCAGAAAAAGAAGAGAGAGAAAGCACCGCACAAAAUUCUCUGUUCACUGCUUUCCUAUUCAAUCACCAAUCGAUACAGUGUUUACUGUAUCUCUACGCCUCUAGAAAUGCCAUAGACUGCAAUUAUUCAUUCCUUCUCCACCAUUCAUCCGCUCCGCGCAUGCAUUUUUCGCCGCGAAAACACCUGCGCAUCGGCGGAUUGAAAUACAGCGAUGUUCAACCUCAAUCUGGCCAUUGAUCCUCCGGCGCCGACCGCCGAUCGAGCCGAUACGGCGUCGGAUAAGCACUUCGCUCACUCCGGCGAUCACGUCGAGUAUUCCGGCAGCUCGAGCUCCUCCGUCGUUAAUGUGGAGACGUCGAGCACCGCCGGCGAUGAGAACUCGCUCUCGGUAGGUUUCGAUAUAUGGAAGAGCGGCGGCGAGUGUGAAGAGAGCGAGAAAUCGAGCUGCGGUUACGUGACGAAGGAGUUUUUUCCGGUUAAAUUCGGCGAGGGGCGGAUGCAGGGCUUGGAUCUCCCCGAGAAGAGCUGUGAGGUGACGGAGCAGCAGCAGAAGCGGCAGCUGGUGAAGAAGAGCCGGCGAGGGCCGAGGUCGCGCAGCUCUCAGUAUCGCGGCGUCACGUUCUACCGCCGCACCGGACGUUGGGAAUCGCACAUUUGGGACUGUGGCAAACAAGUUUAUCUAGGGGGAUUUGACACUGCACAUGCUGCGGCUCGGGCAUACGACCGUGCUGCAAUUAAGUUUCGUGGAUUGGAUGCGGACAUCAAUUUUAAUGUCAGUGAUUAUGAUGAAGAUCUUAAGCAGAUGAGGAACCUAACUAAGGAGGAAUUCGUGCACAUACUCCGCCGCCAGAGCACUGGAUUUGCGAGGGGGAGUUCCAAGUAUAGGGGAGUGACUCUGCACAAAUGUGGACGAUGGGAAGCUCGGAUGGGGCAGUUUCUUGGCAAGAAGUAUAUCUAUCUUGGACUGUUUGACAGUGAGAUAGACGCUGCAAGGGCAUACGACAAGGCUGCUAUCAAGUGCAAUGGAAGAGAAGCAGUCACCAACUUUGACCCAAGCACAUAUGAAGAGGAGUUGAGCUCUGAGGCACCCAUUGGAGCAGGCGAUCUGCACACUCUGGAUCUAAAUUUGGGCAUUGCUCCCCCCCCUGAAAGGGCCCCCUGGGAUAUUCAUCAUAUGCAAACGGAAAACUUUCAGAUCAACUAUGGCUCAAACAAUCUGCCGGAAAACGGACUAAAGGAUUCUGCUUCAGCCUCUGUUGCAGCUCAAUUACCCCAUGAAUAUGGAAAUGUAUGCCAAUACCCUCUCAUGUGGAGGGGAGCUGAUUCCUGUUUUCGUCCCGUUUAUACGGGAACAACAAUAGGGAAGCUUGUUGAAGUUGAUCCUUCAGCAAAUUGGACAAGGGAUCAUCAUCCCUCACCGCUCUUCUCUACUGCAGCAUCAUCAGGAUUCGCUACUUCGUCGGCUGCCAUCCAUCAUCAUCAGUUGCCUACGCCCCCACCCGUCACCACUCUGAACAAUGGAUCUCACCUCUACUGGAGGUGAUCCGUAUGUGACAGGGCAUCACCAAAACCGGAGGAUGAUCAGUAAGCACGAACGAUCUACGUUCUUAUAAACUGAGACAACCACUUCUUUCCACUGUUUGCCACUUUACACUGCUUCGAUAUUUGAUGAUCUUGAUUGUUCAUCUGUGCCACUUCUACUUGCUUUUGAUUUCAAACUCAAUUGAGCUCUGCUGAUAUGUUUAUGGAACUGUGAUUAGCAUGAAAUCUAGUUGGCCUAUUUCUUGA
Salvia hispanica is the source of this 1810-nucleotide messenger RNA. RefSeq names its product AP2-like ethylene-responsive transcription factor TOE3. Lineage: Eukaryota; Viridiplantae; Streptophyta; Magnoliopsida; Lamiales; Lamiaceae. Gene Ontology annotation, molecular function: DNA-binding transcription factor activity; DNA binding. Gene Ontology annotation, biological process: regulation of DNA-templated transcription. The record is from RefSeq and is a predicted model, not a curated record.